AUGGAGAACAACACCACGACGGCGGACGCGCAACCGCAGCCGCAACCACCCUGCGACACGCCGCCCCGGAAGGGCCGCCGGGGGAAACGCGAGGCCGGCAGCGACGAUUCCAAGAAGCGGCGCUGCAUUUCUUCUGCGUGCGUGCCUUGCAGGAAGCGCAAGUCCAAGUGCGACGGCACCACGCCCGCCUGCUCGGCCUGUGCCGCCGUCUACAACACGCCGUGCAUCUACGACCCCAAUUCGGACCACCGCCGCAAGGGCGUCUACAAGAAGGACAUUGACAACCUCAAGACGCGCAACUCGACGCUGCAGACGCUGAUCCAGGCCAUCCUCAACUACCCCGAAGACGCCGUCGCCGACCUCGUCCACCAGAUCCGAACAUGUGAGAGCUUGGACUCGGUCGCCGAGGCCAUCAUUGCCAAGGAGGACGGCCAGGACGACGACGACGAGCCUCUGAGCCCGGCGGCAGCCCCGGCCACGGCGCCCGCAGAGGGCAGCUUCGAGAGCCAGCUGAGCGGCAAGAUGGGCGAGCUGCGUCUCGAGGACGGCUCUACACGCUACAUCGGUGGCACGUCGCACCUCAUCUACCUGGGCAAGGGCAACGACGCCGCCGACUCGCCCGAUACGUAUCCAGACGACCAGUUCCACGAGAUGCAGGACCCCUUUUGCUCGUGGACAACCGUCACUUCCGACCCGGAGCUCGUCCAGCAUCUGAUCAGCAUGUACUUUUGCUGGCACUACAGCUUCUUCACAACCCUCUCCAAGAACCUGUUCUUGCAGGAGUUUAAGCUCGGCAAACCGCUGCCUGGGUCGGCGCGGAGGAACCAGUACUGCUCGCCCCUGCUCGUCAAUGCCAUGCUGGCACUUGGCUGCCAUUUUACGUCAUGGCCUGCCGCGCGAGCCGUUCGCGAUGAUUCGGCGACGGCUGGUGACCAUUUCUUCAAGGAAGCCAAGCGACUGAUCAUGGAAGAUGACCUGCACGAGGUCCCGGCACUGACGACGGUACAAGCCUUGGCGCUCAUGUCUGUACGGGAAGCUGGUUGCGGACGCGAGGCCAAGGGCUGGGUCUACAGUGGCAUGUCCUUUCGCAUGGCAUGCGAUCUCGGCCUCAACCUCGGUAUGCAUAGCAAGGACGUGAUUGACGAAAAGGAAGAGGACGCGCGGAGGAUCACGUUCUGGGGCUGCUUCCUGUUCGACAAGUGCUGGAGCAACUAUCUCGGACGAUUGCCACAACUGCCCAACACGAUCCUCACGGUACCCAAGUUCGAAGUCUUUCCUGUCGAGGACGCCGAGACGUGGAGCGCAGUCACCGACUCUGGCCUCAGCCAAGCACACUCGCAGCCGAGCAGGACGCGCGCCGUGGCCCUCCAAAUCUCAAAACUCUGCGAGAUUUCCAGCGAUCUGAUGAAUUCUUUCUACAACCCUAUUGACAUGGACAAGGUCAAGGGCAGACAGGCGGAGCUGAAGAAGCUCAGUGAGUUACACAUGCGACUGGAGACUUGGAGGAGGGAGCUGCCGAAAGAGUUGGAGCCGAAAGAGGGUGGCUUGCCCCACAUGCUUGUGAUGCACAUGUUUUUCCAGUUGCUCUACAUCCACCUCUUUCGUCCGUUCCUAAAAUACAACCCCAAAAAUUCACCGCUUCCUGCCAAUGUUUCGCCCCGCAAGCUCUGCACACAGGCUGCUGCCAUGAUCUCCAAGUUGCUACGUUUGUACAAACGAUCCCAUGGGCUGCGGCAGAUUUGCAAUAUAUGCGUGUACAUUGCGCACUCUGCGUGCACAAUACAUCUUCUCAAUCUGCCCGACAAGAAUGCAAAGCGAGACAUCAUCCAUGGUGUCAAGCAUCUCGAGGAGAUAGCCGAAGGUUGGCUGUGCGCCCGACGGACGCUUGGGAUCCUCAGCGUCCUCGCAAAACGGUGGAAUCUAGAGAUGCCGGAAGAGGCUGCUGCCGUGCUGUCUCGUACUGAUGCCAAGUUUGGUCCUUGGAGCGAAGUUAGCACACCAAAAGCGAACCGCCGCGCAUCCAUACAGACAAGUAACCAUCAUCCUUCGCCCGCGGACCAGGCAUCGCCAAGUCUUCAGCUGUACAGCAUGAACUUGGCCAACAUGACCGCUCCACAAGUCUACAGUCGAACAGCCACAGCAAACAGCUCCGUAAGCACUAAUCCUUCUGCGCGCCCCUCUAGCAAUCACUCUAUACCUCCCUCCGACCCAAACGCCCUGGCUUACAUGCGCUCCCAGCAGCAUCCCACUACGCCUCAAAACUAUGCUGCCUCCCUGAACGCCCCCACACCAGCCUCGACACAAGGACGCCAAUCCAUUGACGGCGGACGCACCACUGCCGGAAACUCGCCCAGCCAGCUUUUUGGCGGCGUCGACCAGCUACUCCGCGAAGGCCAAGACUGGAUCUACCGUGACCAAACCCAACUCGCCAACGACUUUGAAAACUGGAACCCCCAAGGCGUCGAGGACAUUGCAAGUUGGUUUGCCGGCACGGCGAACCCCACGGGUGCAUUCCAGAGCGCCACAACUGCCCCUGUCAUGGCUAGUGAGGUGGUCAACGGCGGCCCUGUCGGCGGUGUCGCUACCUCAGCCCCUGCCCCUACCCCCACCAAUGGAUUCCACGCCAAUGGCACCUUCAACGGCAAUCCCAAUCCUAAUCCAAAUCCUAAUUCUGCACCUGGGUUUGGUAGCAUCGGCCUUGCUGGUAUGGGUAUGCCGGGGUUUACGUAUGAUGAACAGAGUUGGUAUCAAUGAAGUUUUGAUUUUACCAAGAUUUUCAUUGCUUGCUUGCUGUGUUUGUCAUUUCAUGUGUUCUGGUCCCUCCCUGGGGCUGGGAUUUGUAUUGUACUUGAUAUACAUCUUUUUUUUUAGUUUCAUCUUGUAAAGUUUCGGUUUGGCAGCUUUUCCUCUUCUUCCUCUGCUUCUUCUUCUUCUUCUUCUUCUUCUUCUUCUUCUUCUUCUUCUGAACUCGUAUACGUGGAAAAGAUGUACUGCUCUUCUUCUUUUUUUUGGUUUCUGUUAUAUCUAGGCG
Molecule: messenger RNA, 3031 nt
Organism: Exserohilum turcica Et28A
Lineage: Eukaryota; Fungi; Ascomycota; Dothideomycetes; Pleosporales; Pleosporaceae
Exons: 3
Coding region: 1-2754 (917 amino acids)
Biological process (GO): DNA-templated transcription; regulation of DNA-templated transcription
Molecular function (GO): DNA-binding transcription factor activity, RNA polymerase II-specific; zinc ion binding; DNA binding
Source: RefSeq, a predicted model, not a curated record